Molecule: messenger RNA, 5464 nt
Organism: Haemorhous mexicanus (house finch)
Lineage: Eukaryota; Metazoa; Chordata; Aves; Passeriformes; Fringillidae
Gene: MAPK4
Product: mitogen-activated protein kinase 4
Exons: 5
Coding region: 148-1890 (580 amino acids)
Biological process (GO): cell surface receptor signaling pathway; intracellular signal transduction; protein phosphorylation
Cellular component (GO): nucleus; cytoplasm
Molecular function (GO): ATP binding; MAP kinase activity
Source: RefSeq, a predicted model, not a curated record
UGUGGUGCUGAAGCGCCGGGCUCAGAGCUCCCCAGUCUCCCGUGGGUAACAAUGAGGCGCCCCAUCUCCCAAGGCGUUUCCGACCUGGAGGCCCUGCGGCAUUCCCGGCUUUCCGAGUGACGGGGGCGGAGGAGCGGGAAGAGCGCGAUGGCCGAGAAGUGCGACUGCCUGGCCAGCAUGUACGGCUACGACCUGGGCUGCCGCUUCGUCAACUUCCGCCCGCUGGGCUUCGGGGCCAACGGGCUGGUGCUGUCGGCGCUGGACAGCCGCAGCUGCCGCAAGGUGGCCGUCAAAAAGCUGACGCUGGGCGAUGCGCGCAGCGUGAAGCACGCCUUCCGUGAGAUCAAGAUCAUCCGCCGCCUCGAGCACGAGAACAUCGUCAAGGUCUACGAGGUGCUGGGCCCCAAGGGCGCCCGCCUGCGCGGGGAUUUCUUCAAGUUCAACGUGGUGUACAUCGUGCAGGAGUACAUGGAGACGGACCUGGCGCGGCUGCUGGAGCAGGGCAAGCUGGCCGAGGAGCACGCCAAGCUCUUCAUGUACCAGCUGCUGCGCGGGCUCAAGUACAUCCACUCGGCCAACGUGCUGCACCGCGACCUCAAGCCGGCCAACAUCUUCAUCAGCACCGAGGACCUGGUGCUGAAGAUCGGCGACUUCGGCCUGGCCAGGAUCGUGGAUCAGCACUACUCGCACAAGGGUUACCUCUCCGAGGGCUUGGUGACGAAGUGGUACCGCUCCCCGCGCCUGCUCCUGUCACCCAACAACUACACCAAAGCCAUCGACAUGUGGGCAGCCGGCUGCAUCCUGGCCGAGAUGCUGACCGGGAGGAUGCUCUUUGCUGGGGGCCACGAGCUGGAGCAGAUGCAGCUGAUCCUGGAGACAAUCCCUGUGAUCCACCAGGAGGACAAGGAGGAGCUGCUGAAGGUGAUGCCCAUGUUCAUCAACAGCACCUGGGAGGUGCGGAAGCCGCUGCGCACGCUGCUGCCCGAGGUGGACAGUGAAGCUAUUGAUUUUCUGGAGAAAAUUCUGACAUUUAACCCCAUGGACCGGCUGACGGCCGAGAUGGGCCUGCAGCACCCCUACAUGAGCCCCUACUCGUGCCCUGAGGACGAGCCGGUGUCGCAGCAGCCGUUCCGCAUCGAGGACGAGAUCGAUGACAUCCUGCUGAUGGAGGCCAACCAGAGCCAGAUGUCCAACUGGGACAGGUACCACAUCAGCCUCUUCUCCGAGCUGGACUGGAGGCACGACAAGCACCACGACAUGGACGAGGUGCAGCGGGACCCGCGCGCCGGCUCGGAGCCCGCGGCGGAGGAGGCGCAGGUGGACCCGCGGAAAUACUCGCAGAGCAGCUCGGAGCGGUUCCUGGAGCUCUCCCACUCCUCCAUGGACCGAGUGUUUGACGCCGACUGCGGGAAGUCGUGUGAUUACAAAGUGGGAUCGCCCUCCUACUUGGACAAGUUGCUGUGGAGGGACAGCAAGCCCCACCACUACUCAGAGCCCAAGCUCAUUCUGGAUUUAUCCCACUGGAAAAGGGCAACCAUAGCGCCCGCAGCCGAGCUGUCGCUGGAAGAGGAGCCCUCCAACCUGUUCCUGGAGAUUGCCCAGUGGGUGAAGAGCACGCAGGUGGGGCUGGAGUGCCCCAGCUCUCUCCCGGAGAUGCAGGAGCGGAGCCUGCCCUCCUCUCCUCACCGCCUCCACAAGGAACCCGCCGAGGUCAGCGGCGAGACCGACCCCGAGUUCGACCUGGACGUCUUCAUCUCCAGGGCGCUGAAACUUUGCACAAAGCCCGAGGACCUUCCGGACAACAAGCUCAACGAGAUCAACGGGGCCUGCAUCUCGGAGCACCCCGGGGACAUGGUGCAGGCCGAGGUGUACCAGAAGGAGCGGUGGUGAGGGCGCGCGCCCCGCCGCGCCUCCCUCCCCUGAGCGUCCCCUCGUCACCCUGCACCACACGCCUUCCUCGGGAAAGGCAAGCACAAACCACACGCCCCCCUCGAUGCCUUAGGGUGCUUCUAAGGGGAUCGAGAGGCGCGAAUGAAAGACUGAGUUUCUUACACUGCCUUAACAAUCUUGCCUUGCGAUCUCUGGGACCUGUUUGAAACUUAAAUGUACGAGGGGGAAAACGACAGUACAUGGUAGGUUUGCAAACAGUAGUCAAAUAGACUCCUUUUCCUUCCUUUUUCUAUAGCAACUUGAAGUGACAAGGACACAAAUUAACAUUUUCAGUGUGGUCAGAUACCCUCCUGGUUGGACAGGUUCCCAAAACGCCAAACUCUGAGCCCCUCCGAGGCACCUGUGUGAGUACAGGUAUGGAAUAAAGUGAUGCCAGCCAUCAGUCAGCAGAGAAUGGAGCUACAGGUAGAGCUUGGCCAUCAGACAAAAAAAAAACCACUCUCUGAGAAUGUUAGUGGGGAAGAAAUUUGACCUACAAAGGAUGGGCCGUUGGGGAUUUGUUUUAUUUUUUUCUGAGAAGAAGACAAAAUUUUUGCUAAGUGCAUUUUGCUGGUUUGUGGUUUCUCACACCAAAAUCUCCCCUUUGGCUGCACGGGGUGCAGCAGGGGAUGCACGGGGAUCUGAGCUUUCCGAGCACUCGGGAGGGCCCAUGGGAUGCACUCCAGUGCCACACCCUGGUGCUGCUGCCAGUCCUGCCUCGGAGAGUGCCACCAGACCAGCAGAAUUCCAGCAGGGAGGGCUGGAGCAGGGUGUCCACGGGGUGACGUGCCCGGCACCACCAGCCACACGGACCCAGCAAGGGCUCCCAGCCACCUCUGCUGCUGGAAAAGGAGCCACGGUACUGCUGGCUUUCCUCCUGACAAAGAUCUCGUGAAGAAAACAACAGUGCCUGUGGCACGAGAUUCGUGACUGACCACUUGGCUCCCUGCCUCUGUGGGAGAUGCUGGUGUCAGCAGGCAACUGUGUGUAAAUAGGUGAAGACACAACUGAUCUACUGUACCUUCUGUUUUCAUCCACACUUCUGAGCACCUUAAUAAUUAAUCAGCUAACAAGAGUUUGUAUAUGGAAGAAAUGUUCUAUACUUAUAUUUAACCCAACUCGGCAGCUUUUUAAAUGGAGAUGUGUAAAUAGUGCCACAGCCUCUGCGUUCCUCGCCAUCCUGCUGCCGUGCUGCUCACGUUUGUACGAGAGAAACUGCUGUGUUUAGUACUGCAAGGCCCAUAUUGAACUACUCCUAUAUUCAUUAUUUCCACCCUUUUAACAUGCAAUCCGCUAAAUGCUCUGAGAUGUGAAGCAACUGGUGUGAGGCUCAGAUAACUAACAGCAGCGUUUGCUGCGUUAGCCCUGGGCUCUGUCCUUGCUGGGACCAGGAGCAGGUUUAGCUGCAGUAGGCCUUGACAAGCCCAAAAGCAUGUUCCUGCUGUGAAGAUGUCACAUCGGGGUGAUGGAAACGCCACUGCUCCAGCCAGUCAGCAGCACUGGUGUGAAGGCAGCCAGCUGCCAGCAUGGGAUGGGCUGCAAGCCCAGGUGCAGCGGUGGGGAAGGCAUUUGGAAGGCAAAGCUGGUGGAGAAGGGCUCAGAAAGGCAGAGCCAUUCGUCUCUGGUCUUUGCUUUGGGUGUUUGGGUGUCCCCCAGAGUGGUUCAGAAAGGGGAAACAGGACAGAGACAGAGGUUUGUUUUCUGGUGUGUUGCAGAUGAUUGAUAUACCUCAACUAAAGCUCAGCACUUUCACUGCUGGUGGGGGACAUUCCAAUGCUAGGAGCAGCCGCCCCCGCACUGGAGCAGAUCCAACCAGCCCGCUGGCCCGUGGCUGGCUGACCAUGGCUGGCUGACCAUGGCUGGCUGACCAUGGCUGGCUGACCAUGGUUCUGCUCCCCACGGUCCCACUGGCCCUAUCCCACUGCCCACAGUCCCACUGCCCGUAUCCCACUGCCCGUAUCCCACUGCCCCCUGUCCCACUGCCCACAAUCCCACUGCUCACAGCCCCGUUCCUUAUGUCCCACUGCCCCCAGUCCCACAGCCUGUAUCCCACUGCCUGUUUCCCACUGCCCACCAUCCCACUGCCCACAGCCCCGUUCCCUAUGUCCCCCUGCCCGUAUCCCACUGCCCCCAGUCCCACUACCCACAGCCCCAUUCCCUGUGUCCCCCUGCCCGUACCCCACUGCCCACAGCCCCAUUCCCUGUGUCCCCCUGCCCGUAUCCCACUGCCCACAGCCCCAUUCCCUGUGUCCCCCUGCCCCCAGUCCCACUGCCCACAGUCCCGUUCCCUGUGUCCCCCUGCCCGUAUUCCACUGCCCACAGCCCCAUUCCCUGUGUCCCCCUGCCCCCAGUCCCACUGCCCACAGCCCCGUUCCCUGUGUCCCCCUGCCCGUAUCCCAGUGCCCACAGCCCCAUUCCCUGUGUCCCCCUGCCCGUACCCCAGUGCCCACAGUCCCGUUCCCUAUGUCCCCCUGCCCGUACCCCAGUGCCCACAGCCCCAUUCCCUGUGUCCCCCUGCCCGUAUCCCAGUGCCCACAGCCCCGUUCCCUGUGUCCCCCUGCCCGUAUCCCACUACCCCCAGUCCCAUUCCCUGUGUCCCCCUGCCCCCAGUCCCACUACCCACAGUCCCAUUCCCUGUGUCCCCCUGCCCGUAUCCCACUGCCCACAGUCCCAUUCCCUGUGUCCCCCUGCCCCCAGUCCCACUACCCACAGCCCCAUUCCCUGUGUCCCCCUGCCCGUACCCCAGUGCCCACAGCCCCAUUCCCUGUGUCCCCCUGCCUGUAUCCCACUGCCCACAGUCCCAUUCCCUGUGUCCCCCUGCCCGUGUCCCAGUGCCCACAGUCCCACUCAGCCCUGUGGCAGCCCGCAGCAGCAGCAGCAGAGUUUGGGGCUGGCCUGCAGGCUGGGGAGGUGUGCUGGGGAGGAGCGGGCGGCGGGACCGGCUGUGUGCCGGGGCUCUGGCCGGAGCCCAUCCCGGAGGCAGAGGCGCGGUGCUGCAGCAGGGCGGCCAGCUGGGCUCAGCACCCGCGGCCAGCAGAGCCAGGACUGCAGGAGGAGAGCAGCUCGGUGACCCUGAAACUCCUCUGGAGACGGAGCAGCCCGCGCUGACGGGGGGCUGAACGCGAGAGGUCGGCCCGCACAAGCCACGCUCUCCCGGCCGGGCAGCGGUGGCCACGUCCCCUGAAUCCAGAAGCCAUUUCCCAUGGGCUGUCACUUCUUCUCCAGAGGCCUGCAGGACUAUUUCUUACGGCCAUGAAAGAAAGAAACAGUUUUGCUUUUGAGUAUUGUCUUGUGGGCCCACAGUUAAGGUGUAAAACGGACUGGGUAACAAGCAAACGGAGCGUGUUGCCACCACUCUGGAUUUUCCAUCUCGCUUUGUGAGCUCUUAUUUAAUGUUGUUCUAAAACCUCAGCAUCACAUGCUGGGAAAAGGGGAUAAGAGGGAUGGCUUUAAUUUGUUACCUGAGUGUGCUUAGCUGAUCACAAGCCAGAUCUGUCUCUCGUUUGCAGAAAUAAAAUGUAAGGCCUGAGCCUUC